Spizellomyces punctatus DAOM BR117 is the source of this 1958-nucleotide messenger RNA. RefSeq lists its product as uncharacterized. The record is from RefSeq and is a predicted model, not a curated record. Gene Ontology annotation, cellular component: fungal-type vacuole lumen. Bases 49 to 1848 code for a protein of 599 amino acids. The transcript has 5 exons. Lineage: Eukaryota; Fungi; Chytridiomycota; Chytridiomycetes; Spizellomycetales; Spizellomycetaceae. Gene Ontology annotation, molecular function: metallocarboxypeptidase activity.
GCAACUGUCUUUCUGAGAGUCAUCUUGCAUCAGUAAAGCAACGGCGAGAUGAGUGUCAAAGACAAGGCUCUCCUCAUGGGAGGCUCCGAAGCCCUUCCGCAACCUUGUCCCCAUCAAGGGAGGAAAUCCCCGCGUCGUAACUUGCGAAGAUGGUUGUGGGGUUUUAUCGCUGUCAUGUUUGCGUGUCAUACACUCCCUCGUUUGGUAUACUACAAUGCUUCCCACGACUGUGUGCAACCCGAUACUAUUGUUCCUAAGCGACGUCAAGAUAUCACUGACAAGAACUAUGAAGGCCUGUUCAAAAAAGAUGCCGAGUGGAGGAAGGAAGCCAGUGAACGCCUCGCCCAGGCUGUCCGAAUUAAGACGGAGACUUUCGAUUUUCUGAGAGAUGUCCCACCGCCUCAGGAUGGGGAGGAUGUUCCUGAGAGGAAGGGAUUGGAGGAAUUCAGGCAGUGGUUGGAGAAGGCUUAUCCUCAGGUGCAUCAAAAUUUGUCAAGAGAAGUAGUCAACCGAUAUGCUCUCUUGUACACCUGGAAGGGUACAGAUGAAUCAGCAAAGCCGCUCGUGCUCUGCUCCCAUAUGGAUACGGUCCCCGUUCCCGAGUCUUCAUUGGAUCAAUGGACACAUCCCCCUUUCUCCGGUUAUAACGAUGGGAAAUAUAUCUGGGGUCGUGGCAGUGUUGAUACCAAAAAUACCCUUGUAGGCAUUGUUGAAGCAGUCGAAACGUUGCUGCGGGCCGGAUUUGAACCGCAGAGAACCGUCAUUCUGGCUUUUGGUUUCGAUGAAGAAAUCAGUGGAUAUCAGGGAGCACAAUACUUGGCAAAAACGCUACUUGACCGGGGAUUGAAGGACGGUGUCGAGCUCUUGGUUGAUGAAGGGCCGGGGAUUGGCGAGGAUCAGGGAGCAACCUUUGCUCGGGUAGGAGUAGCAGAAAAGGGGUAUACAGACGUGACGAUAUCUGUUAUUACUCCUGGGGGCCAUUCCUCCAUCCCCCCUGCUCAUACUGGCAUCGGUAUUCUCUCACAUCUCAUAACUCGACUUGAAGCCAACCCCCACGAAGCUGUGUUGAGUGACGACAACCCCUUUUUGGCAUAUUUGCGGUGUGAGGCGAAAUUUGCGCCAGAUAUGAGUCAAUGGUUGCGCACUGCAAUCCGAAAGAUCAAUAUCUUCCGCCCAGCACUCGUACGGUAUCUUAGCAAAGACCCACGCACGCGGUAUAUGCUCGCCACAUCUCAAGCGGUAGAUAUGAUACAUGGAGGCGUCAAACUUAAUGCUCUCCCUGAGUUGGCUACAGCGGAAGUCAACCACCGUAUUGCCGUUCACACGAAUGUUAGCCAAUUAGAGAGCCACCUUCGUCAUCUUCUAGGCACGACAACAGAAAAGCUUGGGUUGGAAUUUAUUUAUACCGAUCACUUGGGAAAGAACUGGACGAAAAACACACACUGCGAGAAGAAGUGGACAGGAACUGUGCAUAUCACCACGUAUAAAGGUGCUCUUGAACCUGCCCCGAUUUCACCUUUUGAAAAUUCCAAAGCGUGGAGCCUCCUUGGUGGGACAAUUCGCCGAGUCUCUGGUGAUAACUGGGAUUUGGGAAGCAAGGAGAAAGUGUUGAAGGCAAAUUCCACCUCAGGAGACCAGAAUCCCGUCAUUGUUGCACCAGUUCUGAUGCCUGCCAACACUGAUACUAGGCAUUACUGGAAUCUGACCAGGAACAUUUACCGGUUCAAUCCCGUGCGUGGCGAGAAAGCAUUUGGAGUGCACACCGUGAAUGAGCACAUUGCCAUUGAUGCAUUUGUGGAGUCUGUCGCAUUUUAUCAUGAGUUGAUUAGGAAUUUUGACGAACUGUAGACCUGAUGCGAUUUAUGGGCCUUUUUGUAUGCAAUACUUUUGUACUUGACCGUGCUGUUCAUAUUUUGAAUGACUAGCUAUCCUUGUCGCCCUCAUAAUUGCAUAUGGAA